Eurypyga helias (sunbittern) is the source of this 1839-nucleotide messenger RNA. RefSeq names its product leucine zipper, putative tumor suppressor 1 (gene LZTS1). The record is from RefSeq and is a predicted model, not a curated record. Bases 1 to 1839 code for a protein of 612 amino acids. Gene Ontology annotation, cellular component: dendritic spine. The transcript has 3 exons. Gene Ontology annotation, biological process: regulation of dendrite morphogenesis; regulation of synaptic plasticity. Lineage: Eukaryota; Metazoa; Chordata; Aves; Eurypygiformes; Eurypygidae.
AUGGGCAGCGUCAGUAGCCUCAUCUCCGGCCACAGCUUCCACAGCAAGCACUGCCGAGCCUCCCAGUACAAGCUCCGCAAGUCGUCCCACCUGAAAAAGCUCAACAGGUACUCAGACGGGCUGCUCCGCUUCGGCUUCUCCCAGGACUCCAGCCACAAGUCCAGCUCCAAAAGCAGCAAGAAUGAGGACUUCUUUUACAUCAAGGUCAGCCAGAAAUCGCACGGCUCCCACCGAGCGGACUAUACCUCGCUUGCCAGCGGGGAGCUGGGCAGCCAAGCCGGGACGAGCGGCAUGGAUUUCGGAACCCCCACGCCGCAGAAGCUGAUGCCCUUUCCCAGUCAGCUGGAAGUGGGCGCGGAGAAGCCACUCGCACGACCCACCGCCUUCAAGCCGGUGCUGCCUCGGUCCAGCGCCAUCCUGCACUCCUCCCCGGAGAACGGGGGUCACCUCUCCCAGCAGUUGCACCCUGCAGACAAAGCCAAGGAGCAGGAGCUGAAGCCAGUGCUGUGCUCAGGGGGUCUGUCUGACUCCGGCAGGAACUCCAUGUCCAGCCUCCCCACCCACAGCACCAGCAGCAGCUACCAGCUCGACCCCCUCGUCACGCCCAUGGGACCCAUCAGCCGCUUCGGGGGCUCAGCCCACAACAUCUUGCAGUGUGCCAUCAUCCAGGACAGCAACAUGAUGAGCCUCAAGGCCAUGUCCUUCUCUGACGGGGGCAACAAGAUCCUCAACCCCGGCAAAGCCCCCCACCACCACGCUGCCGAGAAGACCACUUGCAUCCGUUCACCCAUCUCCACGGAUGAGUCCACCAUCCAGGAGCUGGAGCAGAAGCUGCUAGAGAGGGAGGGGGAGCUGCAGGAGCUUCAGUCGAGCUUUGAGGAGAAGGAGGUCAGCUCCUGCCAGGUGUAUGAAGAGAAGCAGCGGCGCUGCAAGGAAGAGCUGGAGGGUCUCAAGCAGAAAUGCAACAGCAAGCUCAAGCAAACCUCACAGAAAACCCAGCGAACACAGCAGGUCCUUCACCUCCAGGUGUUCCAGCUGCAGCAGGAGAAGAAGCAGCUCCGCGAGGAGCUGGAGAACCUCAUGAAAGAGCAAAACCUGCUGGAGACCAAACUGAGGUCCUACGAGAAGGAGAAGACCAGCUUCGCCCCGGCACUGGAGGAGACCCAGUGGGAGGUGUGCCAGAAGUCGGGUGAGAUCUCCCUCCUGAAGCAGCAGCUGAAGGAGUCCCAGACAGAGCUCAACACCAAGACCACCGAGAUCCUCAGCCUGAAGGCUCAGCUGAAGGAGGUGAGGGUGAAGAUGGAAGGGCUGGAGAUGAAGACCCAGGACCUGGAGGGCUCCCUGCGCACCAAAGCCAUGGAGCUGGAGGUGUGCGAGAACGAGCUCCAGCGCAAGAAGAACGAGUCUGAGCUGCUGAGAGAGAAGGUGAACCUGCUGGAGCAGGAGAUCGUGGACCUGCGGACGGAGCUCGCCAUCCUCAGGGAGCAGCUGAGCGAAGCCCGGGAGGUGUCCAGGCCUUGCGCCGUGGCGGACGAUGCUCAAGCCCUGCAGGGAGAGCUGGAGAGGCUGAGGGCAGAGCUGAAGGCUGAGCGGGACAACAACGAGCAGAUGACCUCUAGCUUCCAGCACGAGCGGCAGACAUGGAAGGAGGAGAAGGAGAAGGUGAUUCACUACCAGAAGCAGCUGCAGCAGAGCUACCUGCACAUGUACAAGAGGAACCAGAACCUGGAGAAGAUGCUCCAGCAGCUCGCUGCAGGGGAAGAUGGCAAGGAGCCCAUCGAGCUGGACAUACCGGGUGCCGACGUCCCCUACGAGGACAUCAUCGCCACCGAGAUCUGA